Phialemonium atrogriseum is the source of this 1434-nucleotide messenger RNA. RefSeq names its product cryptococcal mannosyltransferase 1-domain-containing protein. The transcript is spliced from 3 exons. Bases 1 to 1434 code for a protein of 477 amino acids. The record is from RefSeq and is a predicted model, not a curated record. NCBI's taxonomy places the organism in Eukaryota, Fungi, Ascomycota, Sordariomycetes, Cephalothecales, Cephalothecaceae.
AUGCUCCCGAGGUUGAGGAUUCAUAGAUUCACCAUCUAUAUCUCCCUCACCCUUUGCUUUCUAGCUGCGACAUAUCUCCUUUUAGGACAUGAUGAUUUCACCCAUACCGGCUCAUGGAGGACUCCUCUUUACUCAAACCAGGGCGAAGAAGCUGCCCCGAAGGAGAAAUCGACCGGCAAAGGGGCUGGCAGCCUUGCGUCAUCUACCCGGUCGCCCGCGCCGAAGACCGCGUCGUCCCCCACGGCCGCUCCGAGACCGAGUAAGACAGAGCUAAUUUCAAUCGCGCGCAAUUUGCUCCCUUCGAUCCUCGACCCAACCAACACCUCCUUCGACCGCAUGACCUGCCCUCCAAUCAACCAGACCCGCUAUUCAUACUUGAAGGUGGACAAGCGGGAGAGCAAACACAAGUACUUCUUCGCCCUCAACCUGCGACAAUGUGUGGACCUCCUGCCUCGCCUGAUGGGAUCCGUAUUGGAAGCCAUCCGCUUCCUUGGGCCGCAGAACUGUGCGCUCAGCAUCGUCGAAGGCAACUCGGACGACGGCACACUGGAGGUACUGGAGCUGUUGACGGAUGAGCUGGGCCGACUGGGAACGGCGUACUACCUACGCAGGAGCACGCUAAACCCAAGCGACGGCCAGAGGAUCGAGAAGCUGGCCCAGCUCAGGGCGAUGGCCGUGGAGCCCAUAACCGGCAUAGCAGGUGACACGGGACCCGCCGCUGAAGCAACAGCAGCCGCGAAGAAGCUCGACCUCGCCGACGGCGCCACCGUCCUCUUCAUCAACGACGUCGCCGCCUGCGCCGAGGACCUCCUCGAGCUGGCCCACCAGCGCGCCCUCCAGCGCGCCGACAUGACCUGCGCCAUGGACUGGACGCACCCGGGUGGCGGCGGCCCGCCUCUCUUCUACGACGUGUGGGUGGCGCGCGCCCUCAACGGCGACCUCUUCUUCGACAUCCCCGCCGGGACGGCCGGCUGGGAGCGGGCGGGCGACCUGUUCUUCAACGAGGCCACGGCGCGGUCCCGGCUGGCGGCCGGGAGGCCGUUCCAGGUGUUCGCGUGCUGGAACGGGGCGGUCGCGUUCGCGGCGGGGCCCGUGGCCGCCGGGGAGGUGCGGUUCCGGAGCAGCGCGGGGGGGGAGUGCUUCCAGGGGGAGCCGCAGCUGUUCUGCAAGGACAUGUGGUUCCGCGGCCGCGGCAGGAUCGCCGUCGUGCCGAGCGUCAACCUCGAGUACACGGACGCGCUGGGCAGGCUGGUCAAGCGGGAGAAGGGCUAUGUCAGCGACUGGGUCGCCAGAGAGGGGGAGCCGGAGCCGGGGGCCGGGGACCGCCCCCCCAUGGAUAUCUCUUGGCAGCUGGAGCCUCCAGAAAAGGUCAAAUGCAUGCCGGAAUUCAAGAGACAGAGUUGGCUGCCGUGGAACGAGAGCCUAGCGCGAUAA